Molecule: messenger RNA, 690 nt
Organism: Guillardia theta CCMP2712
Lineage: Eukaryota; Cryptophyceae; Pyrenomonadales; Geminigeraceae
Exons: 1
Coding region: 1-690 (229 amino acids)
Source: RefSeq, a predicted model, not a curated record
AUGCUGAGAACCCUCGCUGCGCAAGGAGCAAGCGAGCAAGGCAGGAAGAGGAAGGAGCAAGGAGAGGCCAGGGAUGGCGAGGGAGAGCUAUCGCAUCUCAUCCCUGAUCCGAAGGAGCUUCAGGAUGGGGUGAAGAGAAGGUCAACAAGGGCCAAGAAGGCUGUUGGUGGGAUUCAAGUCCAGGAACACAGUGGCCAACAAUCUUCAAAGGAUCGGUACCCGCGAUGCGAACAUGGUAAGAAUAAGAGAAGAUGCAAGGCCUGCGGGACUGGAGCUUGCUUACAUGGCAUUCAGCGGUAUCAGUGCAAGGUCUGUGGUGGAGGAGGAGCGUGCGAGCAUGGUAGACAGCGGUACCAGUGUAGGGACUGCCGAGGAGGUGGGAUAUGCGAGCAUGGGAGGGUGCGGACGCAAUGCCGGGAAUGUGGAGGAGGAAGUAUUUGCCAGCACAACAAGAGACGGUCACGAUGCCGAGAUUGCGGCGGAGGAAGUAUCUGUCAGCACGGACGGGAGCGGAACGCGUGCAAGGACUGCAAGGGAGGGAGUGUAUGUGAGCACAUGAAGCUGCGAUAUCUCUGCAAGGAGUGCGGAGGAGGAGGGAUAUGCGUGCAUGGGCGAUACAAGAGCGCAUGCACUUUGUGUCUCAAGAGCCAAGCCAGACCUGGUCAACCAGAAAGUCAAGGGGAUAAAUGA